Ostrea edulis (European flat oyster) is the source of this 2357-nucleotide messenger RNA. Its product is annotated as alkyldihydroxyacetonephosphate synthase, peroxisomal-like. Gene Ontology annotation, biological process: lipid biosynthetic process. The transcript is spliced from 19 exons. The record is from RefSeq and is a predicted model, not a curated record. Lineage: Eukaryota; Metazoa; Mollusca; Bivalvia; Ostreida; Ostreidae. Gene Ontology annotation, molecular function: alkylglycerone-phosphate synthase activity; FAD binding. The coding region runs from base 64 to 1923 and encodes 619 amino acids.
AGAAUUGAUUUUAACCUUUGACCUUAGUGGCGUUAUCGUUGAUAACGUGACCAACGUGCAAAAAUGUCAAAAAAUCACAAUAAAGCAGCAGAUAAACCAAAGAGUAACAGUACCAUCGAUACAUGCUGUCAAAAUGUAAAUGGAAGAGUACCGAUGAAGUCUGAAACACCCACGAUACCAAAGCGUCGCCAGGAGCUUUUAAAAUGGAAUGGAUGGGGUUAUAGUGAUUCCAAGUUUAUUCUUAACAAGGAUGGACAAGUGGAAAUGACAGGAGAUAGGUAUCGUUUAAGUGGACAAGUGAUGCCACUUCUGCGAGAAUGGAUGAUGGCAACAGUAGGCAUUAGUUUAGACCACAAGACACCAGCGCAGCCUUCAUUGACAGCAAAAGAUAUCAAUGUACCAAUUAGAAAUGAAAACUUUAUAUCUGACCUCAAAAGAUCCAGCAUUCCAUUCACAGAUGACUGUCAGGAUCGACUCUUUCGAGCUCAUGGACACACCUUACAUGAGAUUUUUGUCUUGAGAGAGGGAAUGUUUGAUCGGAUUCCUGACUUAGUAGCAUGGCCUCAGUGUCAUGAUGAUGUAGUCAAGGUUGUAGCUCUAAGCUGCAAACACAAUGUAGUCAUCAUUCCGUUUGGAGGAGGAACAAGUGUGUCAGGUGCAUUGGAAUGUCCAGCACAGGAAAAAAGAAUGAUUGUCUCCCUUGACACAUCACAAAUGAACAAGAUACUGUGGAUAGAUGAAAAAAAUUUAGCAGCCCACUGUGAGUCCGGAAUCAUUGGCCAGGAUUUAGAAAGAAGGUUGGCAGAAAAGGGUUUCUGCACUGGACAUGAACCAGACUCCAUGGAGUUUAGCUCUCUGGGAGGUUGGGUGGCUACAAGAGCCUCUGGAAUGAAGAAAAACAUUUAUGGCAAUAUUGAGGACCUGGUACUUCACAUAAAGUUUGUGACUCCACAGGGUGUGAUGGAGAAGAGUUGUCAGGUGCCCCGCCUGUCAUCAGGAUUAGACAUCCACCACUUCAUCCUAGGAUCAGAGGGAACACUGGGUGUCGUGACUGAAGUAACUCUCAAGAUCCGACCACUUCCUCCAUGCAGAAAAUAUGGUUCCAUUGUCUUCCCUGAAUUUAUGAAUGGUGUGAAUUGCCUGAGGGAGAUAGCCAGACAGAGGUGUGCUCCAGCCUCCAUACGGCUUAUGGACAAUCAACAGUUCCAGUUUGGUCAUGCUUUGAAACCUGAGUCGAAAUCCUUAUUAAACAGCUUUGUUGAAGGCAUUAAAAAGUUUUAUAUAACAAAGUUGAAAGGUUUUGAUACUUCAAGGAUGUCUGUGGCUACUCUCUUAUUUGAGGGAACAAAACAGGAAGUGGCAGCCCAGGAGAAACGAGUGUAUGAAAUUGCUGCACAAUUUGGUGGUCUGCCAGCAGGUGCAGACAAUGGAGAAAGAGGAUACAUGUUGACCUUUGUAAUUGCCUAUCUGAGGGAUCUGGGCUUUGAUUACUACAUCGUAGCAGAAUCAUUUGAAACCUCAGUGCCAUGGGAUAGAUGUCUAGACUUAUGCCAGAAUGUCAAGGACAGAUUACACAGAGAGUGCAAAGAGAAGGGAAUCCAAUUUCCUCCUUACAUCACGUGUAGGGUAACACAGACUUAUGAUGCAGGUGCUUGUGUAUAUUUCUACUUUGGUUUUAAUUACCGAGGAAUUCAGAACCCUGUUCAAGUGUAUGAAGAAAUAGAGAGUUCAGCAAGAGAUGAAAUUCUGGCAAAUGGGGGAAGUAUUUCACAUCACCAUGGAGUUGGUAAGCUGAGAAAGAAAUGGUUAAGGAAAACCGUUGGAGAUGUGGGACUUGGAUCAAUGCGGGCCAUCAAGAAUUAUAUUGAUCCUCAUAACAUAUUUGGAAACAACAACCUCAUGAUAGGUGAUUCCAAAUUAUAAAGGACAAAAAGACUACAUGUAAAUUCUAUACAAACAAUUAUAUACACAAACAAGAAAAAGGAUCCAUUCUGUGUCCAUCUUUGAUCAUUGAAAAAAAUGAUAGAAAUUCUGUAGUGGCCUUAUAUAAAUUGAAUGUAACCACAAAAACUGACUUUUUUGUAUGAGCUGGGUGAAGUAUUACAUACAGUACAAACAACAGUUUCCUAUUGCUUGUAAAAUGUGAUGCAUUAUUAGUAUGUGGCUAAAAUGUGAUGCAUUGUUAGUGUGUGGCUAAAAGCCACUUUUUUGCAAUGAAGACUAAUUUCCAAUGUGUUUCUUUACUUCAUGCAGAUAUUUGAUUGAUUACUGUAUAGAUCUAAUCUUGUUCAUUGUAAUACAUGUAUUUUUUGUCUUGUGUUUAUAUUUCAGUCAAUCCUAUAAAUGCUAAUAUCUUA